AUGGAUGGUGGCAGUGGUUUGAACAUCCUGUAUGCUGAGACUCUCCAAGGAAUGGGCAUUCUAAUGUCCCAACUCAGUGAAAGCAACAUGCAGUUCCAUGGAGUCAUCCCAAGGAAGAAGGCAAAGUCACUCUGGCAGAUUGCUCUAGAUGUGGUUUUUGGUGAUUCCAAGAAUUUUCACAAGGAGAAGUUGAUGUUUGAGGUAGUGGAUUUCCAUAGUGCCUAUCAUGCUAUUCUGGGCAGACCAGCAUAUGCUCGUUUCUUGUCCCGUCCAUGUUACAUCUAUCUUAAGCUGAAGAUGCCCGGACCCAAGGGUGUGAUUACGAUCACUGGGAAGAGGCAGAAAGCAGAGGAAUGCCUUCAGAAGGGGUCCAAGAUCGCUGACGAGAAAAUGGCAGUGGUGGAACUAGAGGAAUACAAGAAGGACGCUGAUCCGAGUGACCUGCUCCAAGCCAAGAAGCUCGCUUCUGAAUCGGCAUUUCAGUCGGCCGGUGAGACGAAGCCUGUUCACAUCCACCCGGAAGAUCCCACGGCCGCUCUGACCCAUAUCUCAACGACACUCGACAGCAAAUAG
Messenger RNA from Aegilops tauschii subsp. strangulata, 573 nucleotides. RefSeq lists its product as uncharacterized. Lineage: Eukaryota; Viridiplantae; Streptophyta; Magnoliopsida; Poales; Poaceae. The record is from RefSeq and is a predicted model, not a curated record.